This is a messenger RNA of Lingula anatina, 820 nucleotides long. RefSeq lists its product as uncharacterized. The record is from RefSeq and is a predicted model, not a curated record. Lineage: Eukaryota; Metazoa; Brachiopoda; Lingulata; Lingulida; Lingulidae.
UACACGUUGCUGUAGAUAGGGAUCUGGUAUUUUCCAUAUGAAAUCGUUUUUCACAAUACUGGUUUCUAAAAGGGUUUUCUCCCGUGUGUGUCCUCUCAGGCUGCUUACAGUUAUGUUCAUAUGAAUCUCUCUUCAUAGUACUUACAGUUAAACAGUUUUUCCUGAGUGUGAUUCAUUGGCUAAACCAGCUGAGAAUUCCAUCCAACGUCUUGCAGCCCAAUCUCUGGCUGAAGACGAGGCUAUGAAGAGGAAUGUCAUCAGUGACACUUGUACCAUCUGCACCCACUGCCCUGUCAUCGACUCUGUGAUCGGUCUGACCAAUGGUCGAUGUCGACUACUGUACUCUUCUGCCGACUGCACCUGCAGACAGCUUAAUGGCCAGUACCUUGGUUUGUCCUGCACAUUCCGUUACAUGAAGGUUUUGAUCCUAUUUGUUUUGGUUGCCGUGGCAACGGCUAAACCAGCUGAGAACUCCAUUGAUCGUCUUGCCCGCUCUUUGGCUGAAGAUGAGGUAAUGAAGAGAGGCGUCACAGACACCCUCAAUAAGGUUGCUGAAGCCAUCUGCGUCCCCGUCAUGGACUCCGUGAUCGGUCUGACCAAUAGCGCAUGUGCUGUACUGUCCGCUUCUGCCGACAGCACCUGCAUACAACUUGCUGAUCAAUACCUUGGCAGCUUCCUCUCUGGUCUGUUCUCUAAACCUGUGGAAUCCAUGUGCCAAAACUUGGCACAACUUGCCUUCAACGAGUGCAAUAAAGGAACCGUGCAAAACCUCGCCGACAGUGUAUGCGCUAAACUAGCCGACUUACCUAUAAUCGGCUAA